This is a messenger RNA of Cornus florida, 552 nucleotides long. RefSeq lists its product as uncharacterized. The record is from RefSeq and is a predicted model, not a curated record. The coding region runs from base 1 to 552 and encodes 183 amino acids. The transcript has 2 exons. Lineage: Eukaryota; Viridiplantae; Streptophyta; Magnoliopsida; Cornales; Cornaceae.
AUGGCUGGAGUAAUUUCAUCUGGUUCUGUCAAUAUUGGUUCAUCUCAUAUCCCAUUUUUAACUGGUGAUAAUUAUUUGGAUUGGAAGGAGAAAAUCCUUCUAACAUUGGGGUGUAUGGACAUUGAUUUGGCACUUCGUGUGGAUGAACCACCCAUCCCCACGGAAUCAAGUACGCUAAGUGAAAGGGCUUCUUAUGAGAGGUGUGAGCGAUCAAAUCGCUUAAGUAUAUGUCUCAUUAAAUGUUAUAUUGGGAAAAACAUAAGGAGUUCAAUUCCUGAAUGUACUAAGGCAAAAGAAAACAUGACAGCAAUUGAACAACAGUUUGUAAGUUCCGAUAAAGCAUUGAUUAGCACCCUAAUGACCAAAUUAUCAUCAAUGAAGCAUAUGGGUGAUAAAGGGGUCCGUGAACAUAUUAUGGAAAUGAGAGAUAUAGCUGCCCAAAUGAACUCAUUGGAGUUUACCUUUUCAGAGACAUUCCUUGUCCAGUUUAUACUCAACUCCCUGCUUGCUGAAUAUGGGCCAUUCAAGAUUUCUUAUAACACACAUAAGUAA